AUGGCUAGCCGAGGUGCGGUGGGGCUUCGCUGCGUCCUGCUCCUAAUCUGCCGGAUCGCCCCGUUAGCUAGCGGAGCCUCCUACCGGGUGCGGCCCCAGUCUACUGCCGUUCAGCACGGGCAAACCGCGGUUCUGAGGUGUGCUUUUGAUAACAUCGGUGACAAGGAAGCUGUAGUAUGGCAGGGACAGUUGGCAAUAAUAUCCUACGGCACCAAUGUACUUCACGUCUACACACGUCAUCGGAUCGUGGGGGACACGUCACGGGGCGAGUUCAACCUGGAGAUCCGGGACAUCAAACUGGAGGAUGACGGGAAAUACAGCUGCUACACCGACCCAAUGGCGGCUGCUGACGCCAUCUUAACUGUUGUUGUCCCGAUGCCAAACCCUCCACAGAUAUCAGGAGGUGAGCUGACGUUGACGUCAGGUGAGCAGCUGUCUCUCACCUGCCGAGCGUCAGGUGGGCACCCCGCGCCCCGACUUACCUGGCUCAACGGGACAGAACCAUUCCAAUCUUUUGGAGUUUCUAGUGGCGAAUCCCAGAGCCUGGAGCUGUUCUUGCCGCGUGUGACGAAAUGGGAUCACGGCGCCAAUUUCACCUGUCUGGCCGACCAGGGCUUCCCCCAACUCGCCAGGCCUAAAGCCUCCUCCAGGAUACUCAGAGUCAAGUACCCCCCGGCAGUGUCGGUGCCCAGUCCGUCCGUCCACGUGAGAGAGGGCGAGCCGGCCAGUCUCAGCUGUAUGGUAGACAGCAACCCCAAGGCCACUGUAACAUGGCGGAAAGUCGGAGAAGUUCUACCAUCACUAAAUAUUAUCUGGGACCACGUGAUGCAGCUUCCGAAGGUGACCCGGAAGGACGGCGGACUGUACCAUUGUGAGGCGGAUAAUGGGGUCCGCCCUGUGGGACUCGGAUCUGUCACCAUGCAGGUUUACUACCCUCCUGUGAUAGAGGCUACCAUGGAGGACAAAGUGACGAUGUUGUACGGCCAGGAUGAUCAGUCCCUGCGGUGUCUCGCCGACGGGAACCCCAAACCUCACAUCCGCUGGCGGCGGAAGGAUACAAGUCUGUACUGGGACAACCCGCUCCGCUUCCAGCAGGUGCGUUACGACGUGCAGGGCACGUAUCAAUGCGUGGCUGCCAGCGACGGCUUCCAGGAAGUCACCAAGGACGUCUACGUGGACGUCGUAGGGAAGCCAUCAAUACAGACGGACGCGCCAUCGGCUGCAGCCGCCCAGGGAACUCUCGCGAGACUUCACUGCGAGAUUCUCGGGGACCCGCUCCCCGGCAGGAUCACGUGGUCAUGGCGGAACAAGCAAGGCGCAGAGAACGUUCUCAUGGCAACAGACGUCGGGCUGUCAAUUAUCGAGAAGCCGGUGGAUGACGGGACUUCCAGCACCCUCCUCCUGAAGGAUGUCGGGAAAUCUCAGGAAGGGACGUACAUCUGUCAGGCUGCCAACAUGUUCGGGGAGGCUCGGAGGGAGAUUCACCUGGAAGUUACAGGAUCAGACCAGCCGCUGGUGGUUCUGUCCGUGUGCGCGGCGGCCGCUGUCCUGGUGGUGCUGGCAGCUGUUUGUGUGUGCUGGGCCGUCAGGUCACGACUGAUCUGCAGAUAUAAGAGAAAAGGUGUUAAACACGCAAGCCCGGGCCGCUCCGUAUCUGUUGUGCCAAAGCCCGGGAAGAGGCUGGGCCAUGGUACGAACGACUCCGGUGUGGAGGACCUGGAACUGCAGGAGUUGGACGGGACCCUGAAGCCACGUCCGCCGCCUCGGGGGGACAAACAGUGGACAAACGUCGGACUCUCCUACUCAGGGCUGGCGCAUGCGCACGCCACCACCUUACCUCCCUACACGACCGUGGAGCGGCACCGUCCGGACGGCGAGGACAUCAGCGCAUGCGCACGGGAGGACAUCCCGGAGGAAUCCGGAUUGUCAAGUGACGAGUACAUAACGAUCGAGGCUCCUCCCGAGCCUCCUCCCAAGAUGCAGCGGGGCCGCUGGAAGACCACAGCGCCUCCUGGUGGUGUCUCUGUGCGCUGCAGUAUGCACGAGGCAGAGAACGAGCUGAACGAAAUCCAACAGGCCGACAGCAUCUGAACAGGCCGAGAGCAUCUGAACAGGCCGACAGUAUCUGAACAGGCCGACGAUAUCUGAACAGGCCGACGAUAUCCGA
This is a messenger RNA of Branchiostoma belcheri (Belcher's lancelet), 2167 nucleotides long. RefSeq names its product hemicentin-1-like. NCBI's taxonomy places the organism in Eukaryota, Metazoa, Chordata, Leptocardii, Amphioxiformes, Branchiostomatidae. Gene Ontology annotation, biological process: cell-cell adhesion. The record is from RefSeq and is a predicted model, not a curated record. The coding region runs from base 1 to 2091 and encodes 696 amino acids. Gene Ontology annotation, cellular component: cell-cell junction. The transcript has 13 exons. Gene Ontology annotation, molecular function: cell adhesion molecule binding.